UUGAUAUCUUGCUGAAGAAAAGGCUUUUAUUGCAUCCGCCCAGGAGUUGAUGGAAUUCUUCAGGUUGUCGUACUAAGUAACUAUCGAAAAAGCUAGACGUCAUUAUCUCGCUCGUUAUCAUUGGAUCUGACCUUUAGCCUUGAUUGCGAAAUUUGUCUAAAUGACCGAAAAAGACUUGUUAUUGCCAGAGGUCCUUAGUCGAGUCAUAUGCCAAUUGAGGCUAACAACAUGGAGACUGAGUUCAAGUACACUCCGGGUUGUGCGACCAAGUCCGCCAAGGCCGGGACCUUGAGCCGAAAACAACGAGAGUUCUAUGAGAAGAAUGGUUUUCUGGUGAUCCCCAAACUCAUUCCCGAGGACCUGAUCGAUGCCUGCCAUCGACAGUUCCUCGAUGUCAUCGAUGGCCGCAUUCCCAAAGGCGGAAUCACCAUGAUGAAGGACAUCUCCCUGAGAGGAAAGUCGGGCUACACGAAUGAACGCGUGGUGAAUAAGAUCCAGGAUUGGGUCUGGGACGAGGUCUUCUCCAAGUACAUCCUUCACCCGCAUCUCUUGGAUUACGUGGAGAACUUCACGGGGCCCAAUAUCAUGGCCAUGCACACCAUGCUCAUCAACAAACCCCCAGAUUCGGGCAAGCUCACCUCUCGACAUCCGUGGCAUCAGGACUUGCACUAUUUCCCCUUCCGACCAGCCGAUCAGAUCGUAGCCGCUUGGACCGCCAUGGAACACAUUGAUGGAAACAACGGCUGCUUGGUGGCUUUCCCAGGCACUCACCGGGAGGAGACCUUGUAUCAACAUGAGUACCCCGAAUGGGAAGACGGCGUAAAUAAAAUGUAUCACGGAGUCCGUGGAAUGGACCAUAAACCCAAGGUGGAGCUUCACAUGGAAAAGGGAGACACUGUGUUCUUUCACCCUCUGAUGGUCCAUGGAUCUGGACCAAACAAAACGGCUAAUUUCCGUAAGGCCAUUUCUUGCCACUUUGCCUCGAGUGAUUGCCACUACAUCGACGUGCGAGGCACCAGCCAACAAUCCAUCGCCGACGAGGUCCAAGCCAUCACCCAAAAGCGAGGCCUCACCGACCUCACCUUCCAAGACAUUUGGCACAUGAGAUCGCGUUGCGUGCGAGGACUUCAAGGCAAGCUCUGAAAUAUCCCUUGCACCAACCUACCACCACCAACAACAACAACAACAACAACAACAACACUAACAACAACUACAACAGAAUACAGAUCCUGCCAGAUUUUAGGGUGGAGUGUCCGACUCAAAGUUGGACACUCUUAUUUCGUUUGGAAUAAUACAGAACAGAACAAAAACAUA
Messenger RNA from Tigriopus californicus, 1314 nucleotides. Its product is annotated as phytanoyl-CoA dioxygenase, peroxisomal-like. The record is from RefSeq and is a predicted model, not a curated record. Lineage: Eukaryota; Metazoa; Arthropoda; Copepoda; Harpacticoida; Harpacticidae. The transcript has 5 exons. Gene Ontology annotation, biological process: fatty acid alpha-oxidation. Gene Ontology annotation, molecular function: phytanoyl-CoA dioxygenase activity. The coding region runs from base 208 to 1143 and encodes 311 amino acids.